This is a messenger RNA of Carassius carassius (crucian carp), 1333 nucleotides long. RefSeq names its product zinc finger protein 706-like. Lineage: Eukaryota; Metazoa; Chordata; Actinopteri; Cypriniformes; Cyprinidae. The transcript has 3 exons. The coding region runs from base 192 to 422 and encodes 76 amino acids. The record is from RefSeq and is a predicted model, not a curated record.
CUGUGACGUCAGGGUCCCACGGCUCUCUAGCGCUCGGCGCCGCUGUGGUCACUGCAGGAACUACACGAGAAGAGCGCAGCUGUCACAGCGCGUGCACGAGGACUCUUAACACGCUCAGAGCUGACAACGGAUCUCAUCUGCUCGCCAGUCUCUGUGUGUUGUUGACAUCAGUCUGUCAUCAGUCCAGCAGCAUGGCUCGUGGACACCAGAAAAUCCAGUCUCAGCAGAAGAACGCUAAGAAGCAGGCAGAGAUCAAGAAGUCCAAAGGCCACGACCAGAAGACGGCGGCGAAAGCGGCGCUGGUGUUCACGUGUGGCGUCUGCAGGUCACAAAUGCCAGAUCCCAAGACCUUCAAGCAGCAUUUUGAGAGCAAGCACCCCAAGAGCCCUCUUCCCCCAGAGCUGGAGGACGUGGAGGCAUAACCGGCCAAGGUCGAUUGUAUAAAACAUCACAAUAAGAGUCCUGAUCUCAAAUUUUAUUCAUCAGGACAAGAUCAGCGCUCUUACCUGAGUUUUAUACAUUCAUCUUCCCCUUCACUGCAGACAUGAAUCCCGUGGAUCAAAGACUGAUGUGACGUUUAGCUUCCCUCUCAACGCAGUUUCAGAGCACUUGCCUUAGCUACGAUCAGCACUCACAUGCUUUCUUUUCUCAUCUCACUUGUGUAAUUUAAAAGAUCGAGGGAAAUUAGAACACUACCAGUGAUUGUCAAUUCUGUCAAUUGAUCAUCAUUAACAUAAAUGUGGUAGUUACAGACAUAUUUGUCUGCUUUUGCUUGUUAGAGAAGUCAUAGAUGAGUGCAAAGGGAUAUGGAAAAACGUUCUUCUUUUUUUUACUAAUUUUGCUUUCCCAAACAAACUGGAUCUGUACACUGAAACUGCAAUCUGAUGUGUUUCUGUGAAUCACUGGAUGUGCCAGAGGUUACUGUAAUCUUAACGUUGCUGCAGAAGUUAUCUCUCUUUGGAAUGAUCUCAAACAAUAUCGCCUCAAUGUUUGAUAUUCCUGCUCAAGCCACCUGGUUUCCACACCAAUGUAAUAUAUCUCUUUAAUAAAAUUUUACUUUAAGUCAUUGUGAGGCAUGUAUUCAACACAGCUGGUGAGAAACUGGAGUCCAAAAACUUGAUCUAAAUAUACUUUCAAUGUGUGAAUGGAAAAAGAAUUGACAGUGGCAACAAGGAAAGGUGUUUCUAGAGCAGUUAUUAUGCAUCAUUAGCUUGACAACAUCACAGCAGGUCAUUAAUCACAGCUGAAGCGAACAGAAUCGGACUCUGCCUGUUUGACCUAAACAUGUCUGGAGUUCUGGCCCAGUGAAGAGAUGUUUUAAACUGGUUUUACA